Molecule: messenger RNA, 2811 nt
Organism: Wallemia ichthyophaga EXF-994
Lineage: Eukaryota; Fungi; Basidiomycota; Wallemiomycetes; Wallemiales; Wallemiaceae
Product: Protein ZINC INDUCED FACILITATOR 1
Exons: 6
Coding region: 1-2811 (936 amino acids)
Biological process (GO): transmembrane transport
Cellular component (GO): brush border membrane
Molecular function (GO): transmembrane transporter activity; RNA binding
Source: RefSeq, a predicted model, not a curated record
AUGGAGCACCAUGACACGACGACACCUACAGUGAGGAGGAGAAGGCUAUUUAGAAGUAGAUCAGGAACCCAAUCGGCAUUGCUUGGUACGAGCUCUACGCGUCCGACUAGUAUGCCACUUGGACGCAGACUGGGAGAGUCUACGAUAUUUAGCCAGGGAGUGCCCAUCAAGACAAAAGUAGAACCAAGUAAUCCUCUUCCAAAGCUCCCGAUAUCUCUUUUAUCCUUCUCCAUGCUUAGUGAAUUCUUAUCUGCAUCCGUGGCAGCACCUUUCAUAUUCAUAAUGGUAUCCAAGUUUGCUAUUACUCAUAACGAUGAAAGCUUGGUAGGAUAUUAUACGGGUAUACUUGGUGCAGCUUUCUUCUUGUCUCAAUUUAUAACGGCACUGAUGUGGUCAAACAUCGCAGAUCGUUAUGGACGCAGAAUCACCCUCUUUAUUAGCUUAUUUGGUAAUGCCAUAGCCACCAGUCUGUUUGGCACUUGCCGCUCUCUUGGUGAAGCUAUCUGCGUUAGGCUACUACAAGGACUCUUCAGUGGUGCCAUUGGUGUGUCUAGAUCCGCCGUCAAAGACAUAACAGACAGUACCAAUGAAGCCAGAGCAUAUGCUAUUUUAUCAUUCAGCUGGGGUGCUGGUUCGAUCUUCGGUCCGAUAAUCGGAGGGCUCUUUGAAAGUCCCACCGUCAGAUAUCCCUUUCUAUUCCCCGAGGAGAAACAUAAGUUUUUUGCAAAAUACCCUUACGCUUUGCCUUGCUUUGUAGCCGCUAGUAUCUUGGUCUUUGGUAGCACACUCACAGCGUUCGUCAGCAGAGACGCCGGACCGCUUUUCACGUCGAUAAGAUUACCUGAGGACGCUAAUUCAUUUAAAAAAUGCGCUAUAGACUUUAUCAAAAGGGCUUUUAGCGGUCAAGUACGCUAUGAAAGGCCAACUUCGCCACUUCAUGACAUCCGUUCACAUUCUAGACGUACAUCCACUGUUUUUGGCAAUGAUAAUAAUGAUGAAGCUUUAUCACAAUCACAACCCAAUCAAAGAAUGUCAUUUGCGCAAAGACUGCUCAGGGCUCAGGAGGAGAAUGUCGUAUCUAUCACUGACUUGUGGGUUCAGACAGCCUUAACUAGGGAGGUUGAGCGUUUGAAUCAAGAGGAGGAAGGUGAUAAUGUGGCUAUUGAAGAAGAACACAGUGGAUUUGCAUCGCAUUACGAAGACAACGAAGAUGAAAACCGUGAAGAAAACCAUGAUGAGAAUCGUGAUUUUGACAAUGAAACGACGGAUUUUAAUAACCACUCUGAAAGAGAUAUUGAAGAGCUAUCUAGCAGUGCUUCAAUCCGACCUUCACCAUCUAUCGGUUUCAGGAACAGCUUCAGAGACAGCGCAGGACUUGGGUUUAGCAGACCAAGUUCAAUUGCAGAUAGAGGUGACAGACUAGGUGAAGAAAACCUCGCUUUGUUGGGCUCAGUUCCGCGUAAUCACCUGGUUGAUAAUAAAGCUGCCAGACCGAAAUCGAUUCUGGAUAAUGUCGGACUUACCUCCCAGAAGAGUUGGGUUGGGUUGGAUGAUCAAUUUGAUGAUCUAGAAGGCGCUAAUAGGAGAUUAAGAGCUAUACCUGAACAAAAUCAACCUCUUAUCACUGAAAGGAAGCCAGUGGAAAUGUCUGUCAUGAUAAAAAUUGUACUGAGUCAGUACGCCUUCCUUGCAUUGCAUAAUACCACAUUCGACCAACUCUUUACAACAUUCCUAUUAACAGAGUAUACCAGCGGCGGGUUGUCAUUGACACCAUCUCACUUUUCGUCGCUCAUCGCCAUGAUGGCAGGGUUCAGUAUGUUUUACCAGUUCUAUCUAUAUGGUAAAAUAGGACCACCAAAUGGCAAUUUGAGUCAUUUGCAGAUGUUCAGGAUUUCAUCAGUGAUUUACAUUCUCACUUAUGGAUUAGUGCCGUUUGCAAGAAAGUUAGUUCGACCUGAAUCAUCGUCUGAUGUGUUAGUGAUGACAGGAUUGGCGAUACUUAAUGCAAUAAGAUACGCAGCGACGACGGCAGCGUAUACUAGCAUUACUAUCCUAAUUAACGUCAUGUCACCCCCGGAAAUAUCUGGACUAACGAAUAGUUACGGUCAGUCAGCGGUCAGUUUAUCUAGAUUCUUGGGACCAAUAUUUGGAGGAUAUCUAUGGAAGACAUUUCUAGCAACUGACAUUGGUGGAUAUAAGUUUACAUUCUGGCUGGUAAGCGGGAUGGCUGUAGUUCGCUCAUCGACAAGCUCGUUCACUAGGAGGCCAACGUCGAAUCGACCAAGAGAACCGCGUCAGCCACCGGAUGGUGAGAAAGAGAAUCAGGUCAAGCUGAGCAAUCUUCAUUAUGAAAUAAACGAGGAAAUGCUGGCUAAUAUAUUCAAUGGAUUCCAAUUGACUAAGUUGGUAGUCAAGUAUGAUAAGAGCGGCAGAAGUACUGGUGAAGCAGUUGUAGCGUUUGAGAAAUCAAUUGAUGCCGACAGGGCGAUCGACAUGUUUGAUGGAAAGACAGCAAAGGAUCAAGAGAUUAGAGUUGAACCAUAUGGAUAUUUCACAGUAGACCCACCUUCACGCUCUGGUGCUACUGGUAGCUCAUUGUUAAGCAGACUAGGCGCAAAGGUGCACUCAGACCCGCCGCCAUCUGGUCCAAGAUCAAAGCAAUCUUCUCGCCCGCGUAAGCAAACAAAACCUGCAAACAUUAAAUCAAAGCCAGCUCCAAAAGAUAGCGACUCCCUCGAUAAAGAAUUGGAUGAUUUUAUGAAGAAGCCAGGCAGCAAUAACGUUAAUACACAGGAUACUGAAAUGUCAUGA